AUGGCUGCUGAACUUGGGAUUCUAUCUCAGGAACAGCAAAAACAACAACAGUCGCCACUACAACCACCAUUAGACCCUAGCUCUGUCACUGUUCAAGAUGACGACAACUCAUGGGAAGUAAGAGCAUUUGAGGAAGACACGGGCAAUGCCAUGGGCACCACUUGGCCACCAAGGGCGUAUACUUGCACCUUUUGUCGGAGAGAAUUUCGGUCAGCCCAAGCCCUAGGUGGACAGAUGAAUGUGCACCGUCGCGACCGUGCUAGGCUCCACCAAGCUCCACCACUAGCUUCCAAUAGCAACCACACUUCUUCCCACAAUGCUAAUUCAACCCUCCUAAGUCCAACUCAAGAAUUUGUUACAAAUGGUGGACUUUGUCUUCUAUACUCCUUGCCUAACCCUAAUGGUCCUGUCUUCAAUCCCACAUCAACAAAAUCUUGUAUGAAUAAUAAUUUACCCUCUACUUUUCUCUCUAUCUCUCCCUUCCCCACAAAUAAUUUGAUGUCUCCUUACCCUCCUCCUCCAUCUUUAAGCUUCCUAAUAAAUAGGCCUUCUCCAAUCAACACAUCAUUUAACAUAAGUGAACCUUUAACAUCUAACACUAGUAAUGAUAACAAUCAUGAUUAUGGUAGCAGCAAGAGGGAUUCAGCCAUUGAAGAAGAGCUUGAUCUUGAACUUUGA
This is a messenger RNA of Nicotiana tabacum (common tobacco), 678 nucleotides long. NCBI's taxonomy places the organism in Eukaryota, Viridiplantae, Streptophyta, Magnoliopsida, Solanales, Solanaceae. The record is from RefSeq and is a predicted model, not a curated record.